Molecule: messenger RNA, 1363 nt
Organism: Tilletiaria anomala UBC 951
Lineage: Eukaryota; Fungi; Basidiomycota; Exobasidiomycetes; Georgefischeriales; Tilletiariaceae
Exons: 8
Coding region: 233-1255 (340 amino acids)
Cellular component (GO): fungal-type vacuole membrane
Source: RefSeq, a predicted model, not a curated record
GAGGGCAUCUAAAGCUCCACCUCCGCACAACGACGUACUUUUUGGCCAAGGUAGAUGGAGGGCUCCGUGGAUGGCUCACCGUCGCCGGUGCGUGGUUGUUGCAAUUUACCAUGGUGAGAGCUGUCACUUCUUUUGGCAGCUAUCAGACGGUUUAUCAGAAUAGCUGGCUGAGUACAUACUCUUCCUCAAGCAUCUCGUGGAUAGGCAGUCUGCAGCUAUUCUUGAAAUUUUUAUGUGUUACGCGGCAAGCGGCGAUUUGGCAGCGCCUACACUGCCAACACAAAGCUCACUGUCCUAUCCAUUUGCUUCUUUUCCGCGGACCCACUCGCCAUCUGAACACAUGACUAGCUUGGGAAUCGUUGGUGGCUUCCUCCUCGACGCGGGCCGAUUCCGUGUGACCAUCGCCUAUGGCACCUUGCUUUUCAUUUUCGCCUUCUUUAUGCUAAGCCUGUGCCAGGCAGGAAUGUUUGCUCCCAUCCUCUUAAGUCAAGGCAUCGGCAUGGGCGCCGGUUUGGGCUUCGCUUACUUGCCUGUGUCUGGAGUGGUGUCUCAACACUUCAACGAACGGCGCGGCUUGGCAAUGGCAUCACCACUGCGCGAUCCGGCGUAUGUCACAACCAUUUCAAGCGGUUUUGUCGUGUCCCUUGGGCUUUACUAUCCCAUUUUUGCAAUCGAAGCGUUUGCGCUCGACAGAGGCAUCCAUCCAGACCUAGCCUCAUGGUUGAUGUCCCUCUUGAACGUGUCAAGUGUUCUAGGGCGACUCAUACCCAAUUAUCUAGCCGACCACUGGGGAAUGUAUGAGCUCUACGUGCACUGUACGACGGCGGCAGCGGCACUCCUGUUCGCCUUUCCAGCCUGCACAACAGCUGGUCCCAUCGUCGUCUUUGCAAUUCUCUAUGGAUUCUUUUCAGGAUCGAUCGUGUCUCUCUACUUUCCGACCGUCUCAUCGCUUGAUCCCCCACGUCGCAUCCAUUGGUCUUCGCCUGGGUUUGGCGUGUAUGCAAGUUGGGGUCGCUUCGCUAGUUGGAACGCCUAUAGCCGAAGCUCUCGUCGGAUCUGGCAGGCCUGCCUCUUUUCGCCGAUGGCCAGCAGGCGCUUAUUUUGGAGCCGCGGCAGAGAUACUCAGUGCUGGACUUCCCGCCGGUGCAUGGUUUUCAGUCAAGCGUCGGUCUUGUCCGGCAUAUGCGUGAUGCCUCUCUUCGAGACAAAGCCCCAUUUGAUCUCAAAUACUGCUCACAAAGUCGAACUGUUGUGACCUUCCACUGGCAGAGACUCAUGCACAGACCUGUACCCAUGGGAAACGUGAAUCAUGGAUGGUUGAGAGAGAGAAUCUCCGCUUCAAUGGGAACGCGCUGCCUUAGUG